GAAACUGGCACGUAGAACGAACGAUACCUUGCAAAGUCGAUGACAUCUCUGGCCCUCGCGAAUAGCUGUUUCUUAAUUCCAAUCCACAUGGCGACGAAGCAACCAGUGCAGCCGCGCCCGUCUUUGUCCAACAUUCGCGUGGCUAUUGAGGAGGACAAGACGCCACCAUUGUCAGAUAAGAGACGAGUUCUUCGCAACCUACUUGUGCUUAGCAUGAGUUUCCUGCUCCUCUUCACCGCCUACCAGUCCCUGCAGAACCUCCAGAGCAGCAUCAAUGCGGAAGGAGGACUCGGGACGGUCUCUCUGGCUACAGCUUAUACCGCCCUCGUUACCUCCUGCAUGUUUCUGCCCAGUUACAUGAUUUGUCGCCUAGGGCUGAAGUACACAAUGGUUUCUGCGAUCUGUAUGUAUCUGCUGUACUUCUUUGCCAACAUGAAGCCAAUGUGGUUCACACUCUUGCCAGCGUCUUUCAUUCUGGGAGUGGGAGGAGCGCCGCUUUGGACAGCCAAAUGUUCCUAUCUCACAGCGCAGGCCCAUUUGUAUGCCGACCUUGUAGGUGCUUUGGAUGCUGCCCCAUUUGUAACUGGAUUUUUUGGUAUCUUCUUCAUGCUGUUCCAGACUGCUCAAAUUUGGGGCAAUUUAACUUCGUACCUGGUUCUGCGGUCCUCAGACAGUCCAGACGCCGUUGACACUUCCAACCUACGUCUCUGUGGGUCUUCCUUCCACCCCAAGGCAGAUGUGAAGCAACUCAACAGCACAAAGCUUGGCAGCGUCACCUCGCUCCAGAUACUGACACUGAGUGGCCUGUAUGCCUGCUUGGGGAUAUCUGCGAUACUAAUAAUGGUAUUGUUUCUGGACCCGAUCUCGAACGAGCUUAUGGAGACCAGUCCACCAUUGCGGUAUAUCACCGAGACCAUAGAUCACAUGAGAAACGCCUACCAACUGCUGAUCAUUCCCCUGACAAUAUACAGUGGAAUGCAACAGGCCUUUCUGUGGGGAGACUUCACGCAAGCCUUCGUAGGGUGUUCCUGGGGUGUACAGUACAUUGGGUUUGUCAUGAUGGCGUACGGCGUGAUGGACUCCAUCUGCUCUAUGUUGUUUGGCCUCCUGAUGAGAAGGGUGGGACGAGUUUCGUUGGUACUAACGGCGGCUGUGCUCGAUCUUGCCAUGAUGGUGCAUAUGGUCCUGUGGAAGCCGAUGGCGGAAGAUCUGUUCAACUAUUUCUUGAUAGCCAUCCUGUGGGGAGUGGCCGACGCGUCUUGGCAGACACAGAUUAACUCGUUUUACAGCAUUGUGUUCACAGACACCAGGAACGCAGCCUUUGCAAACUACCGUCUCUGGGAGGCAGUGGGGUUCAUCAUCAUGUUCUCUGUACAGAGCGUCUUCCGCUUUAGCGUCAAGAUCGCCGGGCUUAUGAUAGGUCUCCUUAUUGGCAUCAUUGGGUACCUGGUGAUCGAAUUUCAUAGCAAUACCUACAGAACUCCCACUUUGAGAGGUCGUUACUAACAUUCUGUCAUAGCCUCCGGUACAUAUUGAUAUUAAGUUUAGUGAAAAAAGAAUAGCAUGCUCAUAUAAAAAAUAAAACCGUCUACCGUC
Ornithodoros turicata is the source of this 1596-nucleotide messenger RNA. Its product is annotated as protein unc-93 homolog A-like. Gene Ontology annotation, cellular component: striated muscle dense body; plasma membrane. NCBI's taxonomy places the organism in Eukaryota, Metazoa, Arthropoda, Arachnida, Ixodida, Argasidae. The transcript is spliced from 3 exons. Gene Ontology annotation, molecular function: potassium channel regulator activity. Gene Ontology annotation, biological process: regulation of muscle contraction; regulation of potassium ion transport. The record is from RefSeq and is a predicted model, not a curated record. Bases 40 to 1506 code for a protein of 488 amino acids.